Molecule: messenger RNA, 915 nt
Organism: Saccoglossus kowalevskii
Lineage: Eukaryota; Metazoa; Hemichordata; Enteropneusta; Harrimaniidae
Product: zinc finger protein 180-like
Source: RefSeq, a predicted model, not a curated record
AUGAUGGUUUGCGCAAAAAGUAAGAAGAAUGUUACUGAAUCAAGUAUUUUCAAACAGAGUAUGCAGACACACACCAAUGACAAGCCUUUUCAUUGCGAGGAAUGUAAGAAAACCUUCACCUAUUCAAGUCAGCUCAAACGACAUGUACGAACACACACCAAUGUGAAGCCUUAUCAUUGUGAACAAUGUGAAAAGAGUUUUACCACAUCAAGUUAUCUCAAAUAUCAUAUUCAAACACAUACCAAUGAGAGGCCUUAUCAUUGUGAACAAUGUGAAAAGUGUUUUGCCACAUCAAGUCAUCUCAAAUAUCAUAUACGAACACAUACCACUGAGAAGCCUUAUCGAUGUGAGCAAUGUGAAAAGAGUUAUACGACAUCAAGUCGUCUCAAAUAUCAUAUAAGAACACAUACCAAUGAGAGGCCUUAUCAAUGUGAGCAAUGUGAAAAGAGUUAUAACACAUCAAGUAAUCUCAAAUAUCAUAUACGAACACAUACCAAUGAAAGGCCUUAUCAAUGUGAGCAAUGUGAAAAGAGUUAUAACACAUCAAGUGGUCUCAAAUAUCAUAUACGAACACAUACCAAUGAGAGGCCUUAUCAUUGUGAGCAAUGUGAAAAGGGUUUUACCACAUCAAGUAAUCUCAAAUGUCAUAUACGAACACAUACCAAUGAGAGGCCUUAUCAUUGUGAGCAAUGCAAGAAAUGUUUUAGCCAAUCAGAGAAGAAAUAUACAUAUAGGUGGAAAUCCAUAAAUAGUGAAAAUCAGUUCACUGCCAAACUCAAUAACCAAGAUGAGUGUUCAAAUGUGGGAGAACAGAAACGAUUGUUCAUUAUGCAUACUGGGUUCAUUGUUGAGAAGAGAAUUCACAAACACAUAGAAGAAUUCAGAUUGUACAGCCACAAGAUUGAUGAGUGCUGA